Molecule: messenger RNA, 2085 nt
Organism: Dipodomys ordii (Ord's kangaroo rat)
Lineage: Eukaryota; Metazoa; Chordata; Mammalia; Rodentia; Heteromyidae
Gene: Cers2
Product: ceramide synthase 2
Exons: 11
Coding region: 20-1162 (380 amino acids)
Biological process (GO): ceramide biosynthetic process
Cellular component (GO): membrane
Molecular function (GO): DNA binding; sphingosine N-acyltransferase activity
Source: RefSeq, a predicted model, not a curated record
GUCCAGGGCUGGACAGAGGAUGCUCCAGACCUUGUAUGAUUACUUCUGGUGGGAACGGCUAUGGCUGCCUGGGAACCUAACCUGGGCAGAUCUAGAAGAUAAAGAUGGACGUGUCUAUGCCAAAGCUUCAGACCUGUACAUGACACUACCACUGGCCUUGCUCUUCCUCAUCAUUCGAUACUUCUUUGAGCUUUAUGUGGCUACACCACUGGCUUCCCUCCUGAAUGUUAAGGAGAAAACUCGGUUACGAGCGCCUCCCAACCCCACCUUGGAGCAUUUUUACCUAACCAGUGGCAAGCAGCCCAAGCAGAUAGAAGUGGAGCUCUUGUCGCGGCAGAGUGGGCUUUCUGGCCGCCAGGUAGAACGCUGGUUCCGCCGUCGCCGCAACCAGGACCGGCCGAGUCUUCUCAAGAAGUUCCGAGAAGCAAGCUGGAGGUUCACAUUUUACCUGAUUGCCUUCAUUGCUGGCAUGGCCGUCAUUGUGGAUAAACCCUGGUUCUAUGACAUGAGGAAAGUUUGGGAGGGAUACCCCAUACAGAGCAUUAUCCCUUCCCAGUAUUGGUACUACAUGAUUGAGCUUUCCUUCUACUGGUCCCUUCUCUUCAGCGUUGCUUCUGAUGUCAAGCGAAAGGAUUUCAAGGAGCAGAUCAUCCACCACGUGGCCACCAUCGUUCUCGUCAGCUUCUCGUGGGUUGUCAAUUACAUCCGUGCGGGGACUCUCAUUAUGGCUCUCCAUGACUCUUCUGACUACUUGCUGGAGUCAGCCAAGAUGUUCAACUACGCGGGAUGGAAAAACACCUGUAACAACAUCUUCAUCGUCUUUGCUGCUGUUUUCAUCAUCACUCGGCUAGUCAUCCUGCCCUUCUGGAUGCUGUACUGUACCGUGUUGUAUCCGCUGGAGCUCUAUCCUGCCUUCUUUGGCUAUUACUUCUUCAAUGUCAUGAUGACAGUGCUGCAGGCGCUACAUAUCUUCUGGGCCUACCUCAUUUUGCGAAUGGCCCACAAGUUCAUAACUGGAAAGCUGGUAGAAGAUGAACGCAGUGACCGUGAUGAAACAGAGAGCUCAGAGGGGGAAGAGGCUGCAUCUGGGGGAGGAAUAAAAAGUCGGCCCCUAGCCAAUGGCCACCCUAUUCUCAAUAACAACCAUCGUAAGACUGACUGAACUACUGUCCCACCGGUUCCCCACAUCAAUGCAUAAAGCCAAGGAACUAGCCAACUUCCAAAGUAGGGUCUAUUUAAGUUCUGGGGACUAAGGAGAAAGGGAGAGGAGACUUCUCUGCGUCCUCCCUCCUCCUUUUAUCACCCAGUUGCCUUUAAACCAAAUUGUAACCAGCCAAUUCCCAGGUAGAGGAGGCUGGUUAUAUCCUUUGUUAGAGGGGGGGAUGGUCAUAUUUUCCUCUCUAGUCUCCCAAGUUAUUCUUUCUAUUGCUUUUGAGACCUCAGCUCUAGAGGUGGAGGUUAUGAUUCACAUUCCUUACCAAGAAUUGGCUCUAGUUGUUUGCCUUUGACUCCCUGCUUGAAGUCGGGGUUGUGCCUUAUUGCCCCACCUGUGGGCCUCAUUCUGCCAAAGCUGGACCAAGGCUCAUCUUUCUAAGCUCCCAAACUUGGGCCAGAAACCAAAGCUGAGCUGACUUUUAACUUUUUCUCUCCCCACACAUGAAUUGACUGUAGGAGAGCAUAUGUAACCCUUCCCACACCUCUGCCAAAAAGUGGGGCUACACUGGGGACUGUGCAGAUGGUCUUUGUGUUAUUUCUCUGCUAGCUGUUCCUUUAACCAUAGGUCCAAGAUCUUACUGCCUCCUUUCUCUGAUCUCUCUUCUCUUCUUGUUUAGCUGGUUUGGAGUAAAUGACAACUAGUUCUAAUUUUUAUUUAUUAAACAUUUGGGGUUUGUUUUAAAGCUAGAACUACAGCUAGCACCUGGCAUUUCAGCAGAGGGACCAUUUCAGACCAAAAUGUACUGUUAAUGGUUUUUUUUUUAAUUAAAAUAUAUUAAAGAUUAAAUAAAAUAUGGUAACAAGCGUCCGACUAUUAGGAAUUAAGAAAGGGGAGCAACUAAAUAAAGUAAAAGUCUUUCUUAUGCCUUC